AUGGAUUCCGGGGCGUCUUCCCCUGAGAAGCAGGAUAAGGAGAAUUUAGUGGGAAUCAACAAAAACCAGCUUGGCGUGUGUGGCUGGAUUCUAUUUUUGCUUUCUUUGCUGUUAGUGAUCAUUACCUUUCCCAUCUCCAUAUGGAUGUGCGUGAAGAUCAUUAAGGAAUAUGAACGGGCUGUUGUAUUCCGACUGGGGCGCAUCCAAGCUGGUAAAGCCAAGGGACCAGGUUUAAUCCUGGUCCUGCCUUGCAUAGAUGUAUUUGUCAAAGUUGAUCUCCGAACAGUUACCUGCAACAUUCCUCCACAAGAGAUCCUCACCAGAGACUCCGUGACUACACAGGUGGAUGGAGUCGUCUAUUACAGAAUCUACAGUGCUGUCUCCGCUGUGGCUAAUGUCCAUGAUGUCCACCAAGCCACAUUUCUGCUGGCACAGACCACUCUGAGAAAUGUCUUAGGGACACAGACCUUGUCUCAGAUCUUAGCUGGGCGGGAAGAGAUUGCCCACAGCAUCCAGACCUUACUCGAUGAUGCCACCGAACUCUGGGGAAUCCGAGUGGCCCGAGUAGAAAUCAAAGAUGUCCGGAUUCCUGUACAGCUGCAGAGAUCCAUGGCGGCUGAGGCUGAAGCCACCCGGGAGGCCAGAGCCAGGGUCCUUGCAGCAGAGGGAGAAAUGAAUGCUUCUAAAUCUCUGAAGUCAGCCUCCAUGGUGCUGGCAGAAUCCCCCAUAGCUCUGCAGCUGCGUUACCUACAGACCUUAACCACUGUGGCCACAGAGAAGAACUCCACCAUCGUGUUUCCUCUGCCCAUGAACAUACUGGAGGGCAUAGGUGGUGUCAGCUAUGAUAGCAACAAGAUAAUAACCAAGAAAUAUCCUUCAAGAGGAGAAUGUCAUGCCAAAAUACGAAGUGAUUUGUGUAAGUUCCCAUAA
Dipodomys spectabilis (banner-tailed kangaroo rat) is the source of this 930-nucleotide messenger RNA. It is a transcript of the gene Stoml3, whose product is annotated as stomatin like 3. The coding region runs from base 1 to 930 and encodes 309 amino acids. The record is from RefSeq and is a predicted model, not a curated record. NCBI's taxonomy places the organism in Eukaryota, Metazoa, Chordata, Mammalia, Rodentia, Heteromyidae. The transcript has 8 exons. Gene Ontology annotation, cellular component: plasma membrane.